Messenger RNA from Folsomia candida, 786 nucleotides. RefSeq lists its product as uncharacterized. The record is from RefSeq and is a predicted model, not a curated record. NCBI's taxonomy places the organism in Eukaryota, Metazoa, Arthropoda, Collembola, Entomobryomorpha, Isotomidae. The transcript is spliced from 2 exons. Bases 17 to 541 code for a protein of 174 amino acids.
AGAUGCAAAGAAACAGAUGCGAACGAAACUUAGGAAAGGAAAUGUUGAGAGCUGGACUAACGGUGAUAUUCUUAUUGAACGGUGGGAAGACAGACGAGAGGUUUGUAUGAUAAAUUCAUUCAUGGGACAUGCAAUGACUGAGAAGCUUUCAACUAAUCCAUUCAACACACGGAAUAAACCUAACACCGUUCUGCUCUACACUUCGAAAAUGGGAGGAGUUGACGACAUGGACAAGGUGACGAAGCCGAACAAGUCCAUUAGGAAGACCAUUAAGUGGUACAAAAAAGUGUUCUUCCAUCUCUGGGACCAUGCGGUGUAUAAUAGUUUCAGAGCGUACAAAAUUAUUCACCCAAAUUCCAAGCGAAGAUACAAGCAAUUUGUGGAGUCACUCGUAAAAGAAAUUCUUCAACAGUUCCCAACUGAUCCGUCUCAUGUCGGACGACCCCUUUUACGCCUCUCCGAAGAGUUAAGACUUCAGGGUUCACACUUUUCGGAACAAACUCUAAAAGGUUCCAGGAAAAUGUGCGUAUUGUGCUGCUGAAUGUGUUCAGAAGACAACAUCGUAUCGUUGUGGAACAUGUGAAAAUUGGCUGUGUGUUACAGGAAAGCUUUCUUGCUUCAAAAAAUAUCACACUGAACGACAUCUUCCAAAGAAAAAUUCACAAGCACGGGCUGAUCCUCUAUUGCCCUCCCUUCCGCCAUACGAAUUAGAUACACCCGAUUUUCUAACGUUGCAUGAUGUUGAUUUGAAUUCGUCUCAAUUUCGCGUUAAUCAAAAUAAUUAGA